Molecule: messenger RNA, 828 nt
Organism: Entrophospora sp. SA101
Lineage: Eukaryota; Fungi; Glomeromycota; Glomeromycetes; Entrophosporales; Entrophosporaceae
Source: the annotation of a GenBank genome assembly
AUGACUGAAAAAUUAAUGCCUUUAUUAAGAGGAAUUAAAACAAAGGAGCCCUCUGUGAUGGUUAAUACUCUUGCUGUUUAUGAAGAAAUGGGUAAAAAUAUGGAAAAGGAUGUAUUAGCAACAGAAAUUAUACCGCAUCUAUGGAAAUUAUCAAUCUUUCAAAAAUUCAUGAAAGUUAUCAAAGGAUUAAGUCAAAAAGUUGAAAAUUUGCAUUCACGCCAAUUACAAGAUAUUAGAAGCAUCGAAGAUAAUUCUAAAAAACAUUUGGAAGGUGGUAAAGGUACCAAUGACGAAAAAAGCGUUCCAGUUGAUUUUGAAAAACUAGUUGGUUCUACCGGUAGUGGUGAUAUAAAUAAUAAUUAUUCUUCAGCAGGAGGCAAUAUAGGAUCAAUUGAAAUAUCACCGGAUCCUUUUGAUAAACCAGGGGCUAAUUCAGUUCCAAUUUUUAUUUCAUCGUUAGCUUCUUCAAAUAAGACUUCGCAAUUCACUUCUAAACUAUUGCCACCAACAACAACUUCAAAUAAUAUUCAAGCAUCUUUUCUUUUAGAAUUUAAAUGGGAUGAAGUUUUACAUUUAUGGGAAGUUCUUUGGUCUGACCAUUUAUCCUCGCAGUUUCAUUUAUUUGUUGCUUUAGCAAUUUUGGACAAACAUAAAAUGGCAAUCGUUGAGCAUUUACAUCGUUUUGAUGAAAUAUUAAAGUAUGUUAAUGAUCUAUCAAUGACAAUUCCAAUUGAUGAAACUUUAUUACUCUAUGCGCGAAUGAUAACUAAAAGUUCCUCAACUCUAAACAUAAUAGCGGCAAUAACUAAUCUUCUGUUGGUGGCCUGA